CGAAAGCCCAGCUCCACUGGGCCGCACGGCCGGCCCAACGAGAGAUCUAGUCUACUCUCUCCUCUCCGCCUCGCUUCGCCGUCUCUUUUCCUUUCGCCGCUGCAAACCUCCGUCUCCUCCGGCUCCGGCUGCUCGGGGCCUAAACCCUCGCCGCGUGUACUAAAAACCCCGGCGGCCCAGGCGGCGGAGGGAUGAAGACGAGGUCGCAGACGGCGCCGAAGCCGCUGAAAACGGUGCGGCUGCCUCCUGUCAAGCCGCGGCCCAAGCCGCCGCCGCCGCAGCCGCAGCCGCCGCCGUCCCGGAAGAAGGGGCAGCCCCUCGUCGACCGGCGCCGCCCCAAGAAGCCGCCCACCGCCUUCUUCUACUUCAUGGAGGAUUUUCGGAAAACUUACAAGGAAGAAAAUCCAAGUGUAAAAUCAAUGCAAGAAGUAGGGAAGGCAUGUGGCGAGAAAUGGAAUACAAUGACAUUUGAGGAAAGAGUGAAGUAUUAUGAUAUAGCAACCGAGAAGCGUGCAGAGUAUGAGAAGGCGGUGGCUGAAUUUGACAAGAAAAAGGAAAGCGGUGAAUUGUCCGAGGAAUCAGAUUACGACUAGAGGUGAACGUCGGGUAGUUGUUCCGAUGGUUCACCCAAGUAAUUGGAUGGACGAAUCAAUUGUAUAUUACAGAACUGAGGCACUGAGCUUUGUAAUGGAAUCUAUAUAUAGUCAGUUUCCUGCUCAUUCUAGAGUGAACUAUCGUCUUGUGAUAAAGUGAUAGCUUUGGAUCGAGUAUUCGCUGGUACACCACCAGUGCUUGAAAUAACUAAAUCUUUGGGCACCGAAA
Oryza sativa Japonica Group (Japanese rice) is the source of this 822-nucleotide messenger RNA. RefSeq names its product high mobility group B protein 14. The record is from RefSeq and is a predicted model, not a curated record. NCBI's taxonomy places the organism in Eukaryota, Viridiplantae, Streptophyta, Magnoliopsida, Poales, Poaceae.